CUCCGCUCUCGGGAGCGAGGAGCCGCCAGCGCCCCCGCCCCGCCGCCGCCGCAGCGCCCUCGGCCGCCAUUCGGCACCCGAAACUUUCCAGCGCCCGCGCCUCUCGGGGACUCGCGGCGGCGGCGGGGCGGGGGCGGCCCGGGGGCGGCGCGCGGCUGCUCCGGGGCGCCGGGCCCUCCUCGGCCGCGGCACGGCCCGGGCUCGGCGACGGCCGGCGGCAGGGAGGCUCGGAGCGCGGCGGCGCCUCCACAAGUUGCGCUGCCGGCGGCGAGGUGACUGAGGACGGAAGUCAGGCCUCGAAAUCAACCCUCGAAGGAAGAAGGGCUUUGCCUACACUUGGCUUCAGCUGAAGGGUGGCUCCCACAUCCUACAGACCUCAUCGCCGCGAGGUGAGGCUAAGAUGAGCAUAACCAGUGACGAGGUGAACUUCCUGGUGUAUCGCUAUCUCCAGGAGUCAGGUUUUUCCCACUCGGCAUUCACGUUCGGUAUCGAGAGCCACAUCAGCCAGUCCAACAUCAACGGGACGCUGGUGCCCCCGGCUGCCCUCAUCUCCAUCCUGCAGAAGGGACUGCAGUAUGUGGAGGCCGAGAUCAGCAUCAAUGAGGAUGGCACGGUGUUCGACGGCCGCCCCAUAGAGUCCCUGUCCCUGAUCGACGCUGUGAUGCCGGACGUGGUGCAGACGCGGCAGCAGGCUUUCCGGGAGAAGCUCGCCCAGCAGCAGCAGGCCAGUGCGGCGGCGGCGGCGGCGGCGGCAGCGGCGACGACAGCGGCGACGACAGCGGCCACGGCAGCUCCGGCGGCCGUGGCCCAGCAGCACCCACCAAAGAACGGAGAGGCCACCGUGAACGGCGAGGAGAACGGAGCACACGCAAUAAAUAAUCAUUCGAAACCAAUGGAAAUAGACGGGGACGUUGAGAUCCCGCCCAACAAAGCCACAGUCCUUCGGGGCCACGAGUCGGAGGUGUUCAUCUGUGCCUGGAACCCUGUCAGUGAUCUCCUCGCUUCAGGAUCCGGGGACUCGACGGCGAGAAUAUGGAACCUUAACGAGAACAGCAACGGGGGCUCCACGCAGCUCGUGCUGCGGCACUGCAUACGGGAAGGAGGACACGAUGUCCCGAGCAACAAGGAUGUGACGUCGCUGGACUGGAAUAGUGAUGGGACACUGUUGGCCACGGGUUCCUACGACGGCUUUGCGAGAAUAUGGACCGAAGACGGCAACCUGGCCAGCACCUUAGGGCAACAUAAAGGCCCCAUCUUCGCCUUGAAAUGGAACAAAAAGGGGAAUUACAUUUUGAGUGCUGGUGUAGACAAAACAACCAUCAUUUGGGACGCCCACACAGGAGAAGCCAAGCAACAGUUUCCUUUUCAUUCCGCACCCGCCCUGGACGUGGACUGGCAGAACAACACGACCUUCGCCUCCUGCAGCACCGACAUGUGCAUUCACGUCUGCAGACUCGGCUGCGACCGCCCGGUCAAAACCUUCCAAGGACACACGAACGAGGUCAAUGCCAUCAAAUGGGACCCUUCCGGAAUGCUGCUGGCGUCCUGCUCCGACGACAUGACGUUAAAGAUCUGGAGUAUGAAGCAGGACACGUGUGUGCAUGACCUUCAGGCUCACAGCAAAGAGAUCUACACCAUCAAGUGGAGUCCCACUGGGCCCGCCACCAGCAACCCAAAUUCCAACAUCAUGCUAGCAAGUGCUUCGUUCGACUCCACGGUGCGGCUGUGGGACGUGGAGCGGGGCGUGUGCACCCACACGCUGACCAAGCACCAGGAGCCCGUCUACAGCGUGGCCUUCAGCCCCGAUGGCAAGUACCUGGCCAGUGGCUCCUUUGACAAGUGCGUGCACAUCUGGAAUACUCAGACCGGGAGUCUCGUGCACAGCUACCGAGGCACCGGAGGCAUCUUCGAGGUCUGCUGGAACGCUCGCGGGGACAAAGUGGGCGCCAGCGCGUCCGACGGCUCUGUGUGUGUUUUAGAUCUUCGGAAGUAAACCCGAACUAUUUCAGAAAAGAAAUCUCACGGACCAGCAGUGAACGUGUGAGGUCGCAGCGCUCGCCAGACACAGUGUACCCGCUCCGAAGCUGGACGAACUUGACCUGCAUUACAGCGUACUUGGAAAUCAGCUCAUCCCUGCCCACGGGAGUCUCUCUUCUUUCGUAACCUUCAUCAAGAAGUUUAAGACAGAAACACACACAGCCCUACCGAAGGGGAAUAACGGUUUCCACCCGCGACGCUCAGCCUGGGAAGCACGAAGCCACCGGCUCGACGGCGCGUGGUUUGGUUUCCAUCCAGAACAGGCUCUGAUGGCCGAGAGGAGAAAAGGAGGGGGGGAGGAAAGGAAAAAAAAAAAAGCUGUGCCAAAAAAAGGAAAAACGAGAAAAAUGCUGUGAUAAACCAAAAGGAGGGGGAGGGGACUCUCCCCCACGUGGCGGGUUUUUCCCUAACAAUUUGGACACUACAAGUUCUCACACAGGAUGUUCAAAGACCAGUUUGUACCGAUGAAAUGGCGACUUUGUAAUCCCAACACUUCCUACUUUCUAGAAUCUUCUUUGUCCGGUGGUUUUUCUAUCGGCUGGAAUGCUGUCGUCUGAGGGCCUUCGGUCCGAGAUGGAAACGGUUUCCGGUUUGUUGCCUCUUUCCCCUUGUCCGUCCCCUCUCCCCGCUCCGUGGGGUCUUGGCGCGUCGUCCACCCUCGCACGGGCCGCCGCGUGGACGCCGCCACGGAAUCGUGGCCGGACGGCUGUCCCGCAGCCCUCCCCCCCCCGCCCCUCGCUCACUCUCUCUCUGACCCUUUCUCACAGUUGCUUCGGAUCUUGGUCUCAAAGGCACUUUCGGCGCGUACUAAGUGCUUUAUGUAAGCAGGCGGGGCAGGGGGGCUUUUUACAGGAGAAAAAAUACUUAUACGAGAGAGAGCCCGGAGUAUUUUUGGAAAAAAAAAAUAUUUUUAUGUUAAAACAAUUUUAAAAUCCUAAAAAUGGCCAUCAGACAUAGAGAGCUUUGUGUGAUUCAUAUUUUAAACAAAUUCUAGGAAGACACAGGCAGGGUCUGAGGUCGCUUUUCCCUUCCCCUUCAGCUUGGCAAACGGUGGUUAGGAGUGUGGGUGGGAAAGGUCGGUCCUGCGGCCGGAGAGAGCUCAGCGCCUCCUGGUUCGGAGACGAGCCCUGCACCUCGCUGGGCGGGGGGCCCCCGAAGCCGGAGGAAGAGCGGGACGGCAGUGCCCUCUGACCCCAAGAAGCAUUCCCCAAACCAGAUGGCAUCAAAGAUGCCAUCACAGCUUGCAGCUGGGCUCCGUGUCCCCUUGACAGCUCGUGGGCGGCGCUACAGACACCGAGAACAGGGUGGCCUGUCCUUACCACGCGGACAUAAAAGGCCCCAGGAUCUCCCCUGGUCUCCCAGUGACAGAAACGAACAGGGAAUGCACAUGUCCGGUCCCGGAGGUGAAUUAUGUAGGUAGAAAACGUCACUAAUAAUUUCUGCUGUCUUCGUAAUUUCUUUCUCUCGCAAGAGAAUAGGAGAUUUUUUUUUUAAAUGAAUCUUUUUACUGUUUUUAAAAUAUUAAACAUGGCUUUGUGUUCCUAGAGGAGUUUCCUUUCAUUGGAUCAGGUGACCUUUGUACUCUUGUCGUCAUAACCGGACACGGACCUAGUUUUUAAGUGAGCGGCGGGGAAGGCGUGGAAGAGAAGGCCCUAAGCCACCUGUUUCCCGGCGGGCACAGGAAGGGAUGAGGAAGUUGGCCGGGCCUGGGGACAGGGGUCUGGUCGUGGGUAGGCGUCCGCUGGGUCGUGUGUUCCAGCAGUGACACGGGGUCUCCGUCAGAGGGUGGCACCCACCCACGCAGCUGAAACCCCACGGGCAGGGAGGGCCUUGGAAUGCGCCGGGCCCAGCUACAAAGACCGGAGAGUGUCACCCUUCCCGGCUCAUUAACUGGCUGGGGUAUUGGAAUGCUGCGCGCCCCGUCCACGCGAGACCCGGAAAGUGCUCUGUGGACGACGUGGGGAUUUCAUUCAGGCUCUGGUGCCUCAGUGCUUAGCCCGGGGGUCCGAGUCCCGUGCAGUCCUCACUCCCUUCUUUGGAGAGGGCAGACGGACUUGCUGGCCCCAAGGCGUCCCUGGGUUUGGGACGCAGUUCGCUGGGGGUCCAGACCAAGACCGUCUUGACUCCCUGUGCAAGUUCCAGUGUCACCUGCACAGAGAGUAAGCUGUUGACGGGAGCCCCGUGGUCGGGACAUCCCGGAAGGGGUUCACUAGGUAAUCUUCACAGGGAGGUCGGGAGCCUGGGCGUCAGCCUCCGAGGACACUCAGCCACUUGGGAACCAGGAGCUACAAGACCUCGCACAACACAGGCUUGACCCGUGUGUGCAGGAAGGAACGAAGCCAGAGACGACGGAAGCCAGCUGUCCACAUCCCCGGCUGCCCCGAGCCGCCAUGGCACAGGCGCUCCCCACGGGCCUGAACAGGGACGACCGUGAGCGCGCGGCCCCUUCCGUGCAGCCCCGCCCUCGGCACGACAACGACCACCAUCCGUGGAGCCUCCCACGUUCGCCCUGUGGCCAGGAAGCCGGUAGAGUCCCCUCCGUCCUCGCGGGAUGGCCCGUGGGAGAAUGCACGGUUGGUCCUUGCUGACGGCGCGGAGAUCGCGGGGAAAUGCCUCCGUCUCUGGGACCAGAGGGAACCUUGGCUCUGCAAUCACAGUAACACGGGAUGCGGCCCAGGAGCCGCGGUUGGGUUUCAAGUGACCAAGAGCGCGUUCCGCAGGCCCGCCCGGCAAGGGGAUGCUGCCCUGCGGCGGGGGGCCGGGAGGGCCAGCCGGGACAGGGCGUCCGGCCGCUGACGCCACACGGCACCCGGGACGGGACGUUCGUCUUGUCUUUCUGAACCGAGACCACGGAGCCACGUGAAGUGCACUUUGUCAGAUGUAAGGGUCUGCUUUGUUGUUAUUUUGUUGUUUAUAACCUUCUGUUCCACCUUUUCUUUUUAAAUCGUGUUUCUUGUCCAGUGCAGAAAUGUUCUUUCCGCCGCUCACUGAGGUUUUGAAUUCUGGCUUCUGCGGUUUUUAUUGUCUGUGUCAGACGUACAGCCAGAUGCGGUCCCCCGUCUGCGUUUUCUCUCGAUCCCGUCCCAUCGCAUCCGCCCCGUUCUGUCCUCCGGCCCGCUCACCCUCACGCGCUGAGAAGAGUCACCUUGUGCGCCGUAGCUCCUUUGUUUCCAGAGAGAAUCAACCGAUCAUACUCAGUGUCUUGAAUAAAUUGCUCUAUUUUGAUAUUA
Lutra lutra (Eurasian river otter) is the source of this 5267-nucleotide messenger RNA. It is a transcript of the gene TBL1X, whose product is annotated as transducin beta like 1 X-linked. Lineage: Eukaryota; Metazoa; Chordata; Mammalia; Carnivora; Mustelidae. Gene Ontology annotation, cellular component: histone deacetylase complex. Gene Ontology annotation, biological process: regulation of transcription by RNA polymerase II. The coding region runs from base 401 to 1993 and encodes 530 amino acids. The record is from RefSeq and is a predicted model, not a curated record. The transcript has 16 exons. Gene Ontology annotation, molecular function: transcription corepressor activity; protein binding.